ACUUACCGCCGGGCACAAUGUAGGAGUGGCAUCUAUCAUCGGCUUAAUUUUAACCACCAUUUUUUUUCCGCUCUGUGGGUAACUUUUUAACGGUUGUGGACUUAUAGCCGGUCACUGAACUCUGGUCCAGUGUGGCACCACGACCUGCUGGGGAUUGUCAGUAAGUUUAUUCAGAAUACAAUGGGCAAUACGUCAGGCUCUGGUACUACUACAGAAGGUAAUGGGAUCGAAAUCUGUGGUAAUACUCUUCCUCAAGAAGUUAUGUAUAAAAUCUUUCUUUAUGUACCAGUCAAGGAUCUGGUAACGUCAGUCACACGCGUCUGUCCGUACUGGCACAACUUGCUUACAGAACACCACUUCUGGUUCACAAAAGUGUUACGGGAAGGCUUCAGAUUACCUGCAGCUACUAAACAGAGGCUUCUGGAGGAAGCAGAUGAAGCUCAGGUUCUACGUAUUCUUCAAGGAAUAUCUGGUGGUUACUUGCCCCUCAACACUAAUCUCAUCUGCAAUCCAAGUGGAAGAGAAAAAUUGAACCACUGGAAAGUAAAACAUGGAGGAGAUGGUAUGAUAGUGGAGGAUCAUCCUGUUGGCACUGACCCAAUACCUGCAGAGGCUGGCCUACCUACUCAACAUUGCUUUGUCACAUCAUAUGGGAUCUGCUCAAGGUUACAGGUUAUUAACCUGGAGAGUAUUGGCUUUGAUCCCCAUGUUGUUGAUAUUUUGAAACCAGCCAUUCAUAUUUCAGAGUGGGUGAGUGCAAGAUGGGACUGCCAUUCCAGGAGUAACAUCGUUGUUAGUUUGGAAGGUUUGGAAAACAUACAGCAGGUUAAGCUGCACUGGUCCUCACAGGAGGAGAAUGUAAUUAAUAGUCAUUGGUACAAGAUGGAAACAACAUUGGUGGAUUAUCCAAAGGGACUAAAAAGAAUUACAUAUACCAACGUAGGAAAGGAUAGUGCAUUCUGGGCUGGUCACUAUGGAGCCAAGACUGCUGGUUCUACAGUUAAGUUUGUACUCUGAGGUCCUGUGUAAUCUGCUGGAUAAUUGUGCUGGGGAAGGCACUCAGCUAAUAAAUUAGGUGUAUAAAGUUAGAAGUGCAGCUUUACAAAUUAAAUAAUAAUGAUGGUAUUCAUGGGGAAGCUCUGAACCCCAUAGGUGCCAUAAAUGACCUGAGGAAUGGGAGGUAAUCAAUUUUUGUCCAAGGAAGGGGAGGGUAGCUCCAGUUUCUUGGAUCAUGAGCCCUUCACCAGCAUCAAGGCAGAUAACUAUCUCCCUUAAAGGUCAACAUAUUAAUGUUUUGGAUAUACUAUUUUAGUCAUUUAAACCAAAGAAGUUGGAAUCUACUGUGACCAGAAAUUUUACAAGUGAAAGUUUACCUUUUACCACAAACAUACACUCUAUGUAUGAAAGGUUUCCAGUAGUGGGUAUUGAAAUACAUGUUUUAAGCAAUGUUAAGACAUAAUGGUUUGUAUUUAGUUUAUGGAAAUAAAUAUCUUAAGCAGUGGCAAGUGAUAAAAUGAUCUGUUUACUUUUAGUGUGAAUUGUUAUUUGUAAUAUGUAACACAGGAUAUAAGGGCAAGGCUAAAGGAUAGUUCAGAAAAGUAAUGUUUCAGUUAAAUAGAAAUUGUGUAAAAGGGCUAUUUGUUUGAUGUCUUGCUUUGUAAUAUUUGAAAUGGCACUAUAACCUAUUGGUUAUUCAGUGCUCUUAACAGAAAUAUAUUCGAAAAAGUCAGAGUAAAACCUUGAUUUAACGAGCUUAGGAAAAUCGAGACAAAAUCUGUCAGAUCAUUUGAUUCGGAAACAUUGGACAAAGUGCAUUGGUUACAGAAUUGUCCGUUGUUAUGCAAUGCAAAACAAUCUCAUCAAUCUUCAUUACCAGCCACUUGCUUUUCCCUGUUAUCUGAUAAAUCGAGGGUUUACAAUACUACAUAAUCAAUUAAAAUAUGCAUUCAUAUAUUAUAUUUAAUUUGCUGCUAUCAUUAUCAUUUUGAGAAUGAUCACAACAAAUUUGUGGCGAUAGCACCAAAAUUUUUAGAAAUGUUGGUACUGUAUAUUUUAGCUGCUAAUAUGCUAACCUGUAUGGGCUAUUCAGCAUGCAGCAGGAAUGAGGAAUGGGAGGUAAUCAGGUUUGAUUCAAGGAAGGGAAAGAUAGGCCCAAUUCCUUUGAUCGAGACUUUCAGCUUCAAGGUACUUUUAUAUUUUGAAAGGUUGAUGGCUUAGUAAUAACUGUUAUUUUAGUGGUCACUAUAAAAGCAUGUAUUCUGUUAAUUCUGUUUCGGAUAGAAUUAUAUUUUUGUAAGAAAAUAUGUAUAUCUGGAGGGGGUUUUGGGGGUCAAUGCCCCCUCAGCCUGGUCUGUGACCAGGCCUCAUGGUGGAUAAGGGCCUGAUCAACCAGGCUGUUAUGUACUCUUAUAAUUAGGAUAACUGUUACAUCCAUUUGUUCACUAUCCAAAUUUGGGAUGCUAUUAUGUGAUUUCAUGAAGUAGUGUGUGUAUUACCAAUAUGUAUAUGAUGCCUUCAGUGGGGUAUUCAAAUAGUCAGCUAUUUUUUUGCCCUUGAAUGGGCACGCAGAAUUCACUUCUGACGCCUCUACUGCCAAACACACUUACUCUACCCGACCUGCUCGCUGAAAAUUCCACUUCUGAUGCAGAUUCCCUCUGAGUUUUUAACAGAAACUAACUUAUUGCACCAACUUUGAUUACAUUUUCCCUUUAGCUCUACCACUUGCACACUCCUACCUCACAUUUGUCUCUAACCUCUAAAUAUUCCUUCUUUAGCACAUCCCACCCUGCAGUGCUAUAUGACCCCUUCUGGUUUAGCACUUUGAUUGU
This is a messenger RNA of Cherax quadricarinatus, 2828 nucleotides long. Its product is annotated as F-box only protein 27. Gene Ontology annotation, molecular function: ubiquitin protein ligase activity; protein binding. NCBI's taxonomy places the organism in Eukaryota, Metazoa, Arthropoda, Malacostraca, Decapoda, Parastacidae. Gene Ontology annotation, biological process: SCF-dependent proteasomal ubiquitin-dependent protein catabolic process; glycoprotein catabolic process. Gene Ontology annotation, cellular component: cytoplasm; SCF ubiquitin ligase complex. The record is from RefSeq and is a predicted model, not a curated record.